ACAGAGUUGCCUGACCGCAAACCACUGAGAGUUUCUUAUAAAUCACAUCUCAAAUGUUGACAUUCCUAAACAUUUAUUGAAUGAUUAAAAUUCCAUCCCCGGUGUCUUCAAAACGUAGUUGUUUACUAGUCCCCAUGAAUAAGGGAGUUUGGGUGGCUGACGAUUAGCUAGCGCAAUAAAGUCUGUAAUGCUAGGCAGCGGAGGGCUGGUUUUCCAGGACUGGAUUGCUUCAAGUUCCUGGAAGAUCCGGUUACUCCUUGAAUUUAUUGGUGUAGAUCCUUUGGUCCUACCUGGACAGACACCCCCCCCCCCAACUUCUGCUGUUUCUCAUACAUGGCACCCCUCUCCCCUGUAAGACUACAUUAAAAGCUUAGACUGUGGGAGAUACCCCAAGUUUCAGAGUAACUCUAGCCCUUUCUUCCACCUUGAUAGGUUGUCCUUCACACAUGCCUUGAUGUUACUGUCUCAGGAAACAUGCUUUGGGUGUGUUUUUACAAGACUAAAGAGUUUGUGCUGAAUUAUCCCCACUUUCAUCUUAAGACUCUAAGAGAGUCUAGCGGGGUCACCGGUACCCCUCAGCUGUCAAACUGAGUUGAUACUUUUUUGUUUGGUUUUUUUUUUUUUUUUGAGUUUAUACUCUUGGGCUACAAAUCGCUGGAGGCCCUGGCCUGCUGAGGUAGGAAGAACUCACCAGUGUUUCUCUGUGGAGCUGAGUUAAUGCAAAAAAAGGGCCUCAAGUGGAGGGACCUCAGAAUUACUCCCCAAAAGGAAAGGCCUCAUCUACCAGUAGUUCCCACUUUCUCUCUCCUGUAAAAUGCAUAACCCAUGGGCCACUGGGGCUAACGCUGAGCUAGAACCCAGGAGCUGUCUAAGAGAAAAACCCCAGGCCAGGUUGGAGAAAAUAGGUCACAGUGGCUGGGCAGUGAGGUCACAGAGAGGUUUGUCUUCCCAGACUCCAUGGGGGAGGGGCCUAGGAGGCAGAGGGGCCCCAGAGGUCCCCCAAGCCCAGGCGGGGGACAUGGUGUGGGAAAGGCAGCAGGGACGGGGGCCAAGGAGCUGACUACGGGGGGCCUAGGGGCACGGAGAGAUGAGGGCAAGAGCAGGGAGGGGGCAGUCAGGAUGGUGAGGAGAAGCCGGAGGCGAAAGCUGCAAAAAGUCACCAGGCUGUGCGGACGGGAGGAGGGGCUCCGGGUGAAGCGGAGCUGCCCUUCAUGUGGCCCAGAGCCUGGGGGUGAAGAGAGGAAGGGAAGAGGGAACCCUAUUUCUGUUCAGCUGUUCCCCCCAGAGCUGGUGGAGCAUAUCAUCUCAUUCCUCCCAGUCAGAGAUGUAGUCGCUCUGGGCCAGACCUGCCACUACUUCCACGAAGUUUGCGACGCCGAGGGCGUGUGGAGACGCAUCUGUCGCAGGCUCAGUCCUCGCCUACGAGAGCAGGGUUCUGGGGUCCGGCCCUGGAAGAGAGCUGCCAUUCUUAACUACACGAAGGGCCUGUACUUCCAGGCAUUCGGGGGCCGCCGCCGCUGUCUCAGCAAGAGCGUAGCCCCCCUGCUAGCCCAUGGCUACCGCCGCUUCUUGCCCACCAAGGACCACGUCUUCAUUCUUGACUACGCGGGGACCCUCUUCUUCCUCAAAAAUGCCCUGGUCUCCUCUACCCUUGGCCAGAUCCAGUGGAAGCGAGCCUGCCGCUAUGUUGUAUUGUGUCGCGGAGCCAAGGAUUUUGCCUCGGACCCAAGAUGUGACACGGUUUACCGCAAAUACCUCUAUGUAUUGGCCACUCGGGAGCAGCCAGGCAUGGUGGGCACAACGGGCAGCCGGGCCUGUGACUGUGUCGAGGUCUAUCUGCAGUCCAGUGGGCAGCGUGUCUUCAAGAUGACUUUCCACCACUCCAUGAGCUUCAAACAGAUUGUGCUCGUUGGUCAGGAGACGCAGCGGGCUCUUCUGCUUCUCACAGAGGAAGGAAAGAUCUACUCUUUGGUAGUGAACGAAACCCAGCUGGACCAGCCACGCUCCUACACCAUCCAGCUGGCCCUGAGGAAGGUGUCCCGUUGCCUGCCUCACCUUCGUGUGGCCUGCAUGGCUUCCAACCAGAGCAGUACUCUCUAUAUCACGGACCAGGGGGGAGUGUAUUUUGAGGUGCAUACCCCAGGGGUGUAUCGUGAUCUCUUUGGGACCCUUCAAGCCUUUGACCCCCUGGACCAGCAGAUGCCGCUUGCUCUCUCACUGCCUGCCAAGAUCCUAUUUUGUGCUCUUGGCUACAAUCACCUUGGUCUGGUGGAUGAAUUUGGCCGAAUCUUCAUGCAGGGAAAUAACAGAUAUGGGCAGCUGGGGACAGGGGACAAAAUGGACAGAGGGGAACCCACACAGGUGCAUUAUCUGCAACGCCCCAUUGCUCUGUGGUGUGGCCUCAACCACUCCCUGGUGCUGAGCCAGAGCUCGGACUUCAGCAAGGAGCUUCUGGGCUGCGGCUGUGGGGCUGGAGGCCGCCUCCCUGGCUGGCCUAAGGGGAGUGCCUCCUUCGUGAAGCUCCACGUCAAGGUUCCUUUGUGUGCCUGUUCCCUCUGCUCUACCAGAGAGUGCCUCUACAUGCUGUCCAGCCAUGACAUCGAGCACCACCCCACCUACCGGGACCUACCAGCCAGCAGGGUGGUGGGGACCCCCGAGCCCAGCCUGGGGCCCGGAGCAUCCCAGGACCCUGGGGGGACAGCCCGGGCGUGUGAGGAGUACCUCAGCCAGAUCCACAGUUGCCCCACGUUGCAGGAUCGUAUGGAAAAAAUGAAGGAGAUCGUGGGCUGGAUGCCCUUGAUGGCGGCACAGAAGGAUUUCUUUUGGGAGGCCUUGGACAUGCUGCAGAGGGCUGCUGCAGGGGUCGGCCCAGGUCCCCCAAACCCUGAGAGCUGACCCCUCCCCCUCCUCAUCUCACCCCCAGAGGGAGAGUGCAGCCCUAGGCCAGGAGCUAAGGAGACACAGGGCGGUAGCGGUAAACACUGUAUGUGCACACGGGGGGAGGGGAUUGCUCGACAUGCCAGGGUGGACAGGGAGCUGUUUUGUAAAAUGUUUGGGGGGCUGCCCAGGAGGGGCCCCCAAUCUGACUAUCAUGGACAAGAGAUUUGAUGGACAAAUAGAAUAAAAGGCUGAAGUGAG
This is a messenger RNA of Neogale vison (American mink), 3138 nucleotides long. It is a transcript of the gene FBXO24, whose product is annotated as F-box protein 24. The record is from RefSeq and is a predicted model, not a curated record. The transcript is spliced from 10 exons. Lineage: Eukaryota; Metazoa; Chordata; Mammalia; Carnivora; Mustelidae. The coding region runs from base 958 to 2895 and encodes 645 amino acids. Gene Ontology annotation, molecular function: protein binding.